GAAUUAAUCAUUAAUCUGUGACCUGUGUACAUUUAAUUUAAAUCCAUGAAAAUAAUUAGUCGACCACUGAAGAAAUCAGGUUUAUAUUUUACUGUAAUAUUUUCGAUACUGUUCGGACAAGUAGGAGUAAAGCAAACCUCUGCUUACCAAAUAUAACAAUGAGCUUAGUUGCGAAUACCGGGAAGUUGGCGGGUCGCACGCUGUUCAUAACGGGUGCUUCACGUGGCAUUGGAAAGGCUAUAGCUCUAAAAGCGGCUAAAGAUGGAGCGAAUGUCGUCGUGGCUGCAAAAACCGCUGAACCACAUCCUAAACUCCCAGGCACAAUUUACACUGCAGCGGAAGAAAUUGAAGCCCUUGGUGGAAAAGCCUUGCCAUGCAUAGUAGAUGUAAGAGAUGAAAAGCAAGUACAAAAAGCCAUUGAUGAAGCUGUUAAGAAGUUCAAUGGUAUUGAUAUUUUGGUUAACAAUGCUUCAGCUAUUUCAUUGACCGGAACAGCCCACACUGACAUGAAGAGAUAUGACCUCAUGCACAAUAUCAAUACAAGGGGAACAUUCUUAGCGUCAAAGCUGUGUUUGCCUUUGCUGCAGAAUAGUGACCAUGCGCACAUUCUAAAUUUGUCACCACCUCUUAACAUGAAUCCAUAUUGGUUUUCUGUCCACGUUGCAUACACGAUGGCAAAGUAUGGAAUGUCGAUGUGCGUGCUCGGCAUGAGUGAAGAGUUCAAACAAUACAAAAUUGGUGUCAACGCACUCUGGCCUAAAACAGCGAUUGCAACGGCUGCUAUCGAGAUGCUUACCGGGGACACAUCUACUAGCAGAAAACCCGACAUCGUUUCUGACGCCGCAUAUGUUAUGCUUUGCAAAGAUCCAACGAAGUACACUGGCAAAUUCGAAAUCGACGAAGAUGUCCUCAAAGCGGCUGGCAUCAAAGAUUUGACUCCAUAUGCCUGUGAUCCGAAGAACGUGGAUAAUCUACUUUUGGACGGAUUCUUGGACGAUCCGGCCGCAUUGGCGCAGCACAAGACGGUGUCCUCCGCGUCGGUACGACGCUACCACACGUCGGCCGCACGCUAUGCGGAAAAGGCUGAAUCAGGUGGACAGAUACCACAAUUGUUUGCACUGAUCACCAAAACUAUUACACCUGAACUCGUGAAGAAGACUCAGGCUGUGUUUCAGUUUAACGUAAAAGGUAAAGAAGAGGGCGUAUGGCAUCUGGACCUAAAGAAUGGCGACGGUGCGUGCGGCCAGGGUGAGCCAAAGAACCCCGCAGACGCUGUGCUUACAAUGGACAGCAAUAACUUUGCUGAUAUGUUUGCCGGGAAGUUGAAACCAGCAACUGCAUUCAUGAUGGGAAAACUUAAAAUCAAGGGUGACAUGCAAAAAGCUAUGAAGUUGGAGAAAAUGAUGAAGUCACUCAAAGCGAAGGCGUAAAUACGUUUUCAACUGGAAUAUUUGUUGUGUAUGAUAUUGUUGAUAAUUCGAUUGUACAUGAAAUUUAAUUGAUAGGCUGCACCAAUGUGGUAGAACAUUCAAAUCAAAUUAAACUCAUGUUCUCGUGACAACAAAAAAAAUUCACUAACGCUGCUGUCCCAUAGUCAAUUCAGGAAUUCUAUGUCCAUCUUCAGAUCAAAACACACAUAUUCCAAAAUCGCAGCUCAGUCUGAAACUUCAAUAUGCCCAAAAAAAUUAGACAUCCGUGCAUGUUAAACCAACAAUAUAAAAACAUUUGAUGUUUUGAAACAUUGUAUCAUUUCGUGUUUGAUAUAAAAAUAGCCUUUUCCAAAUGUUUCCUGCAGAAAAGUGUGUGUGUGUGUACAAUAGAAUUACAAUCAUUGUACUAUAUUAGCAUACCAGUAUGUAUGUAGGGCAGGUAUGAAUAUGAAACUUAUACAAUUUUUUAUAAUGUUUAAUUUUUAACCUGUGACUGAUUUGCAUGAUUAUGUGCGAAGAAUUUAGGUGCUAUGAAAGUACAAUAUUUUGCUGAUAGCUUUGGGCUAUUCUGCGAUGCAACUGGUCCAUUUAAAAGGAAACCAUAGGAAUUAAGAUUACAAUAAUAUGUAAAAGAGCUCUACAACCUAUAUGGCAAUGUGUUAAUUUAUGGUACUGUUUUAUAAUAGGAUAAAAACUUUUACACUGUUAAAGGAUAUUGAAUAAAUUAUGGACGAAAAUAUUUUUAUAUAAUAUGAAACUUGAAGACAAACGUAAGGAGUUUGUACGUCAAUUAAAUCAGCAUAGAUAGAUACAAGUUUUAACUGCCUAACUUUCAUUUUUUUUGGUGUCCAAAACUGAUGUAUGUA
Messenger RNA from Pararge aegeria (speckled wood butterfly), 2296 nucleotides. RefSeq names its product hydroxysteroid dehydrogenase-like protein 2 (gene Hsdl2). The record is from RefSeq and is a predicted model, not a curated record. Gene Ontology annotation, cellular component: mitochondrion. Lineage: Eukaryota; Metazoa; Arthropoda; Insecta; Lepidoptera; Nymphalidae. The coding region runs from base 159 to 1430 and encodes 423 amino acids. The transcript has 12 exons.